Molecule: messenger RNA, 1974 nt
Organism: Aspergillus novofumigatus IBT 16806
Lineage: Eukaryota; Fungi; Ascomycota; Eurotiomycetes; Eurotiales; Aspergillaceae
Exons: 2
Coding region: 74-1897 (607 amino acids)
Source: RefSeq, a predicted model, not a curated record
CUCUGGGCACAAGAAUGAGACGCAGCCACACCAACCUCGAGUUCUGCGAUGAUUCCUUAUCGGAACAAUCAACAUGGCAUUGACACGGCUGUUCAAGAGGACGACAGCCCCAAAACCGACAAAACCAGUCCAGCGCAUAUCCACGGCAUCUACGACCCAGACCCCAGGGGUAAUCACGAGCUUAAUCGCGCCGCCAGAGCCCCCUAGAACGAGCUCGACAGACUCGGUGAAAGAAGCCGGUUCCGAGUCUGAACAUACAGCCAGCGAUGGAGAUGACGAUGGUCUCGAUUCCUUUCUCACGGAGUACUCCGGGGUGUUCAGGCAAGCAAUGGUCAAGGAUGCGGCGCGAUCUUCUGAUAUUCGAGCCCGUGUCUGUCAAGUACUCCGCCAAAGACCGACAUUAACGAUCCAUCCAAAAGGAGUCGAGGAAGCAGCAAGAAUCUGGGACCCUGAGAUGAUGGCUCUAUUGCUCGAAACGCAGGGGAGGAAGGUCCAUUUGCUAAGUACGGUCAUUCAGGCUGCUGUUGCAAAUGAGCAAUCUGGAGUGGAGAUUAUGAGGAUGUUCCAAGACCGUGGUGCGCCUAUACGGAUCACACAGCAGGUGGUUGUGGCUGCCUACAGAAAUGAAGCGUGCGGGAGGGAAAUACUGAUACAGCUUCUUGAUAAUCCGAAUAUUCCCAUCGGAGCCAGAGGUGUACAGAUAAUUGCCAAGGUAUUCGAUGUGGAGCUUAUGAGGUCGUUGCUGGCAGGGAGACCCAGUAUCUGGAUCAGUGAGGGGAUUCUAGCAGGCGCCGCCCGGAAUAAGCAAGGAAGGCAGCUGCUUCAAUUGUUAUUGACACCGAGCCGGGAGGUACAAGACACGGAACGUAUUUUUGUGGCCGCAGCGAGGAAUGAAGAGUGUGGUUUGGAAAUCAUCCACUUUCUCAUCGAGUAUGGUUUGGAAAUCCCGGCAAACGAAAAGGUGUGGCAAUCUGCAGCAGGACACGAGAAAAAUGGACGAGAAAUUCUCGACCUCCUCCUUGCGCAUCAGGGGAGAGUGGUGGACAGCGAAGGAGUCAUCCUGGCGGCGGCUGCAAAUACAGAGAGUGGAAAGCGAAUCAUCGAGCUUUUGCUCGAGUAUGGUUGUUGUGAACUGGUGCUUACGGACGCUAUGAUCCUAGCGGCAACCCAUAAUACACGCGAUGGAAAAGAGAUCAUCGACCUCUUUCUCGAUCACAGCCAAAAUGACAUUCGGUUUACCGAGCGGACAGCACCGAGUUUUGUCCAAAGCUCGGUCCCUGAAUGGCCGUGGGGAGAGCGCAAGUCUGGCCUGUACGAUGCUGUCUUCAAUGUUCUUAACGGAAAACACAAGGAUCGGGUCUGGUUUACUGCCGAGGCAAUGGUUUAUAUCGUAUCGGAGGGCACACGCGACCUCAUAUGCGGCUUACUAGAUAAGCUCGGUGAGCGAGUAUCUAUCACCGAGGAAGUGAUCGAAGCAGCGCCCCACGUAACGAUCGUGCAACGUCUAUUGAAACAUACUCCAUCUGUCCAGGUAACCGAGAGAGCUGUGAUCCUGGCAGCCGAAAGAUGGUCUGGUGCAGAAAUCAUCAGAGCCUUCACUGAGCACAGCAACAAGUUACCGGUUACACCAGAAGCGAUUGAAGCAGCUGUCAAAGAUGUAUUUUUUAGCGAAAAGACAGUGAAAGCUUUGCUCGAGCGUUCUCCGUCGGUGGGAAUAACGGAAAAAGCAAUAGCGACAGUGACAGGCCCUGACUAUGUUGACAGCAGGAGUAUGUUUGAUAUAUUCAUUGCCGAGUGUAAAGGGGAGAUACGAUUGAACUUACAGAGGGGCACGGAAUAUUUGGUCGCGCGGCUUCUGUCGGGGGUCAUGGAGCUACCCUUGUUGGACCCCCGAUAGAGGAGGCCGUGCGACUUGCCAACCCUAACAUUGUGACUUUGAUACUAAAGAAUCAAGGAAAGCCCAAGAGCCUGUCU